Pristis pectinata (smalltooth sawfish) is the source of this 1101-nucleotide messenger RNA. RefSeq lists its product as uncharacterized. Lineage: Eukaryota; Metazoa; Chordata; Chondrichthyes; Rhinopristiformes; Pristidae. The record is from RefSeq and is a predicted model, not a curated record. The transcript is spliced from 14 exons. The coding region runs from base 1 to 1101 and encodes 366 amino acids.
AUGGGAGCUCCGCAGUACCUGUACGGCAGACGCAAGCUUGGCCCGGGAGAGUACGGUAUUUACGAAGACAUCGACUACGGAGGCGUGAAGCGUCUCUCACAGAUUUCUCACGUGUCAGAGGCCAACAGCUCCAUUGGAAAGGGAGAAUAUGCAGACAUAGACCAGGAGCGAGGUAGCAUCGAAGAUGGUUACAACGACGUGGAAAGUGGAACGCCCUAUCUUGCAAAGGAGUACUACGAUGACGUGGAGGGCGAGGAUAUUGAAAUGGAGGAGAUGAACGAGCGCGGUAAGGAGGGCUACGAUGAUAUUGGAUCACCUACCGACACAAAAUGGAAAUCAGGAAUCACCGGGAAGGAAGCUCAGAAGCCCGGGAACGAAUAUUACGAUGACAUCGAUGAUCCUGACUCAGCGAUGAAAGGAAUCACCGGGAAGGCAGCUUGGAAGCCCGGGAAUGAAUAUUACGAUGACAUCGAUGAUCCUGACUCAGCGAAGGAAGGAACCGCCUGUAAGGCAGCUCGGAAGCCCGGGAACGAAUAUUACGAUGACAUCGAUGAUCCUGACUCGGCAAAGGAGGGGCUACUCAAGACUGCAGAUCCGGAGGAGACAAGUGGCAGAGAUUACGAGAACGUUCCUGAAUCUUCCUCAGCUCAGGCUGGGAGAAAAGGACGUCCCGCUGGGCUACUCAAGACUGCAGAUCCGGAGGAGACAAGUGGCAGAGAUUACGUGAACAUUCCUGAAUCUUCCUCAGCUCAGGCUGUAGGAAAAGGACGUCCUGCUGGGCUACUCAAGACUGCAGAUCCGGAGGAGACAAGUGGCAGAGAUUACGAGAACGUUCCUGAAUCUUCCUCAGCUCAGGCUGGGAGAAAAGGACGUCCCGCUGGGCUACUCAAGACUGCAGAUCCGGAGGAGACAAGUGGCAAAGAUUACGAGAACGUUCCUGAAUCUUCCUCAGCUCAGGCUGGGAGAAAAGGACGUCCCGCUGGGCUACUCAAGACUGCAGAUCCGGAGGAGACAAGUGGCAGAGAUUACGAGAACGUUCCUGAAUCUUCCUCAGCUCAGGCUGGGAGAAAAGGACGUCCCGCUGGUGAGAACCGAGAUUGA